This is a messenger RNA of Paramecium octaurelia, 829 nucleotides long. The record is from the annotation of a GenBank genome assembly. NCBI's taxonomy places the organism in Eukaryota, Ciliophora, Oligohymenophorea, Peniculida, Parameciidae.
AUGUAGCAUAUGCAGUAACAUUAUUCUUAAUAACAUUUGCCUCCCUCCUAUCAACCUUAAUAAAGGAAUGUGUCCAGCUCACCAAUGCAAAGACAGUUCCCUAUUCAACCCUUCACUCCAACCCAAAACCUCGGUGGCUAGAAUGAAGGAAUGAAACCUUAUUCUACAGAUAUGAGGGAGAGAAGUCGACAAAUGCAAAACACCCCCUAAAAUAAUGCAUAAUCCAUGGAGAGCAUGGCCUUGCGAAUUCAAAAUCUUGAGAAGGAAAAUUAAAGUCUUAAGAGAUAGUUAGAAAAUGCUAAUCAAUAAAUCCAAGCAUUAAAUCAGAAGAUCAAUCAAAAUGCAACUCCCAGUCUUCUUAAAACCACCACUUUUGAACUUGUCGUCUUAUAAAAAGCUGUAGAACAAUUGGAAGGCCUUAAAAAUGGAUUACAGAAAAAAAAAUUGCAGGGUAGCAACAAUUAAACUACAAUACCUGAUUCUUAAAAGGAAGGGUACAGUGAACUCAAAAGUAAAGUGACUGUGAUGGAAGAGAAGUAAUAGUAGUUAGAGCGAUAACAAUCUUAAGUAAGGCUGCAUAUUUUAUUAGAAUAUCCUUUUGUUCCCUAAAGAGCAAUCGAUUUAAAAUUAGUAAUCAAAUCCUCCAUCCAAAGAAGAAGUCAAAGAAGAACCAAGGUAAGGCAGAAGGAUUAUUGGCAAUUCUCAAUCUGAUCAAGUUGACAACUAAACCAAAGUAAGUCCGAUUAAGUAUUUGAAUGUAAAAGCAGGAACAAGUUAAAAUGCCUUGAGAGUAUCCCCCAGAAGAAAACCAGACUUAAAGUAAAAUUGA